Molecule: messenger RNA, 2065 nt
Organism: Salvia splendens (bonfire salvia)
Lineage: Eukaryota; Viridiplantae; Streptophyta; Magnoliopsida; Lamiales; Lamiaceae
Exons: 4
Coding region: 405-1952 (515 amino acids)
Molecular function (GO): protein dimerization activity
Source: RefSeq, a predicted model, not a curated record
CAUUGUUUGUAAGUCGUCCGAUAUAUCGCGAUAUAUCGCGAUAUAUCGCCUGUAUCGGUAGGCCAAGGGUCGAUACACACCCAGAUGCGACUUAGGCGACUAACAUUCGAGUCGUCCGAUAUAUCGCGCGACUCGACCGAUUAGUCGCCUGAUCGAGUCGAGGACGACUUAAUGGGCUUCACUCCAGAUUGGGCCAGGCGGACAUGUAGGUGUCUAUUCAGCCCAUUAGGGUUUCUUUAUAAAAACCCCCCACUUCAGCCCAUUAGGGUUUCUUUAUAAAAACCCCCCACUUCAGCCCAUUAGGGUUUCUUUAUAAAAAACCCUCCUCCUCCCAGAACUGACGCCGCCCCUCCUCCUCCCAGAACUGACGCCGCCUCUCCUGGACACGCCUCUCCUCAUUCAGGAUGAACUCUAUUUCCGAUGAAAAUGCUACAGUCGAAGUGGUGUUCCCAAAUGCAGCAGCUGCUGCUGAAGCCGAUGCACAGCUGACUGGAGGGUAUGCUGCGUCCGAUGAGCCAAAUUCUGCUGCUGUUCCAUCAUCUGGGUCUGGUAAUGUCACUCCUAAUGAGAAGGACUUUGAAUCCAUAGUUGCUAGCACAUUAGGAAAGAUGCCACCAGAACUUGCUGCAAUGGCCAAAGAUCCAAAGAGGCAUGCUAAAUCCAAAGACCCUGGGUGGAAGUAUGGGUUCUGGCCAUAUGAAGGAAAGAGAGAUAUGGUGCAAUGCAUCUUCUGCAGAAAGGUGGUUCCUGCAGGAAUCAAGAGGUUCAAGCAACACAUUGCAGGUGGUUAUGGAGACGUCGAGAAGUGUCCAACUGCACCUGCAAUAGUAAGAAAAGAGAUGUACGAUUUUUUGAAGAAAAAUGCUAGGAAAGAACUGAACCUGCAGCAGGGAAGGGAAUGGGAUUGUGAAGCAGAUAGUGGAGGUGAAGUGCAGGAAACAUGUGCGGUGCCAAGCUCAGGGACUAGAAUUAAGGAAAGUAAUAGGAUGUUUGCUCGUUCUUACCUAGAUUCAGCUAAGCAGGGGUCACAAAAGUACAUGAAAAGUGUUAGUUCCAUGCUACAAAAGUCGCCGGAAGAUGUGGUUUCUGAGAGGCAUAGUUCAAGGAAUUCUCAAACUAGUACAAUGGAGCAUUGCACAAAGAAAUCAAAGGAAGUUAAACAAAGAGUUGAUGAUCAUGUGGCAGAUUUCUUUUAUGAGAAUGGAAUUCCUUUGAAUGCUAUUAUAAGCAAACAAGCAGAUGACUAUGAGAAGUCUCAAGGUGAAGCCUUCUCGAGGCCAUUAGCAAUAAAGGAUAGAGCUAGAAAAAAUCCAGUUAACUGGUGGGGAGCAUAUGGUGGCCUUGCAUACGAGUUGAUGAGUUUAGCAAAAAAAAUAGUUAGCCUUUGCUGUUCGGCAUCAGGAUGUGAGCGUAAUUGGAGCACCUUCUCUCAAAUACAUACCAAGAGAAGGAAUAGGUUGGAGCACAAGAGGCUCAACAAUUUAGUGUUUGUUAGCUACAACAGAAAAAUGGCCAACAGAUUUGCUAAGCUGCGUGAGCUCGGUUCGAAAGGCAAGAAAUACAAUCCGUUGCACCUUGACGAGUUUCAGUGGGAAAACGAGUGGGUUGAUGCCGGCUGUGAACCAGUUCAUCAAGAUGCCGCUUCUGAUACUGGUAAUGAUCUAACUUGGCAAAACGUGGAUGAAGCUACUGGUGCAACUCAAGGUCUAGGAGGUCGUAAUCUGCCAAGGGCUGCUGCAAUGAAAAGGAAGAGUGGAUCUAAACAUGCUGCUGCUGCUGCAAGUAAAAGGACUAAGCAACCUAGGACAGCUGCAAUUCCAGUUGAAGAUGAAGUGUCAAGUGAAGAGGAUGAUGAAAUGGGAGAUGAGGGUGGAUCUGAUUACGAAGAUGAUGAAGAGGGUGGUGGAGGUUCAGCUGCAGGGGCUUUCCAAGUGGAUGAUGCUGUGCUUUGAGUUUGCUUAAUUGCUUGUUAGUUGUUAUCAUGCAAAUCGUUGAACAUGACUAAAUCAUUGAACAAUAUGAUGCUGUGUUUUUUCCUGUUGUAAUUUGAAGUAUAUAUUGCAUA